UGUCACAUUUUACGACUUCUACCUCCUUGUCUGCUAUUCUACGAAACUGCAGCUCUUUGCUUUCAUCAAUUCCUACAGCCAGAAAAGUCCAUGCUCAAAUCCUCAUUAAUGGAUUAUUUCAAAACAAUACACUCCAAACAGAUUUGGUGCUGGCUUACUGUAAAUGCGGUCUGCUGGGUGAUGCACGCAAGAUGUUUGUUUCUAUGCCUGACCGAAACAUGCACUCAUGGAACAUUAUGAUCUCUACCCAUGUCAAGAAUUGUUUAUAUACAGAUGGUUUGUGUAUUUUUAGUGCGUUUCUUCAAGUGGGUCAGAGACCGGAUCACUACACAUUUACUCCAUUGUUUAAGGCGUGUGCCCAACUUGGAGAUAAGACUUUGGGUUUAGGUCUGCAUAGUUGGGUGAUCAAAUUUGGGUUUGUGAACUAUGUUGUCGUAGGGAGUGCGCUUUUGGAAUUUUACUCGAAAUGCAAGCAAGCAGAGGAUGCUAAACGGGUUUUUGGUGAUUUGAGAUUUAAAGAUUCUGUUGCGUGGAAUUCGAUGAUUUCUGGGUUAGUGAGGCUGGGAUGUAAUGUGGAUGCUGUAGUUUGUUUCAGAGAUAUGCUUAAGGAAGGAAUUGUGAUGGAUCGUAUGGCAAUACCGAGUAUUUUGAGUGCUUGUGGAAGGGAAGGAGACGUUAUGAAAGGGAAAGAAAUUCAUGGGCAAGUAAUGAAGAGUGUAACAUUUUGUGACGAUGUUACGAUUGUAAACUCUCUUAUCGACAUGUACUCCAGGUGUGGGUUUUUGUAUAAUUCGGAGAAUGUUUUUAAGAAUAUGGUUAAUGCAAAUUUAGUGAGUUGGACUACAAUGAUCUCGUGCUACGGGGUUCAUGGGAAAGGGAAAGAGUCGUUGGUUUUGUUUGAGGAAAUGAAAUUCCGUGGAUUUGAACCCAAUUCUGUCACGAUUACUACAAUAUUAGCUAGUUGUAGUCACUCGGGCCUUGUAGACCAAGGUAAGAAGAUAUUUGAUUCACUUGGUCUAGUCUACAAUAUUGAACCCUGUGUCGAGCACUAUGCUUGUAUGAUAGAUCUUUUGGGCCGCUCGGGGUGUGUGGAAGAAGCAUUUGAAUUAGUGAAAAAUAUGAAGUUGGCUCCUACAGCAAGUACAUGGGGUGCUCUACUAGCUGCAUGCAUGACUUGGAGGAAUGUUGAGAUAGGUGAAAUAGCAGCUCAUCAUCUCUUUAAAUUGGAACCGAAAAAUACUAGUAACUACAUAGCCUUGUGCAGUAUAUAUGAAUCUUUAGGUAUGUUAGAUGAUGUUUCAAGUAUUAGAUCUAUAAUGAAAAACAGGGGGAUGAUCAAAUCCCCGGGUUGUAGCUGUAUUACAAUCAAGGGGAAAAUCUAUAAAUUUUAUCGAGGAGAAGUUAUCCAUCCUUCUGGGAACAUAUUAUAUGAAACAAUUGACGCAUUAUCUAGGACCUCGAUGUCGAUUGACAUAUGUGUAUGAGUUAACUUGCUUCUUAGUUUUGACAGUACAGAGUACUACUCUAGGAAAACAAAUACCGGUACUUGCAGGGAAUAUUACCCUCUGCUAAAUUGUACAUGCAGUAUUCUAGUGACACUUAAGGAUAAUCACCUCUGCACUAUGAAUCUGUAGGUUUCCUCUGAAUUUACUUGGCAUAAGCUUACAGCCUAUUGUAAGUUAGAUUGCUAAAACUGCAGCCACUAAAGAAAGGCAUAAGUAUUAUUUGAUUCCUCACAAGGUUAGCUCUUCCUCACAAGGUUAGCUCGAGUUUUAGGCUAGGCAGUCCGAGUCCAACUGGAAGCAUUUCACGACACACAUACUCCUACGAUAUAUACAUCCACUCCACACAACAAUCUCAAGAUAUCUCCAUUCAGUUGACACCAAAGAAAGCUCACAAGGGGAGGAGUUGCGGGUGAAGGGGAUGGAGGUUCUUGAGAGAGGGUUGGAGUCGUUUAAUCAGGCGGAAGUUGGGGCGGGGUUGCAGGUGUUCUAUAAUUUAGGGGAGUUACGUGGUACUGUGGAGGGAUUGGUUGGGAAGUAUAAGAAUGUUGGUGUCAAGAGUAUUGCCAAUGCGUUGGAUAUGAAGGCGAUUUCGAGUGGUGGGGGGAUGUAUGGAGGGGGGCCGGGUGGGAUACAGAGGAGUGGGACGCCGCAGAUUGGGGGUGGGAGUAAGGCCAAGGAAGCGUUGUGGCAACGGAUGAAUGGGUGUAUGGAUCAGUUGCAUAGUAUUGUUGUGGCUGUUUGGCAUUUACAGAGAGUCUUGUUGAAGAAGAGGGAUCCGUUUACUCAUGUGUUGUUGCUCGACGAGGUUAUGCAGGGUCUCAUGGAUCGAGCUCACCAGCUCCGUUUCUUACAAAGACUUAUGAGAUGAUUGAAGACCCAGUGACUGACUCUGUGGUCUCUUGGAGUCACACAGGCUGCAGCUUUGUGGUCUGGAAUCCUCCGGAGUUUUCUAAGGAUUUGCUUCCAACUUACUUCAAGCACAACAAUUUCUCCAGCUUUGUCAGGCAACUCAAUACUUAUGUAAGCACAUUAGUCUUUUAUAUUUUCGUGUAUUUUACUUUUGUUUGUACGAGUACAAGUGCGACGGGUGAGAGAAGAAUCCUGGCAUUCGAGCUUAAGAUAUAUAUUGUGUGGUUACUGGUAUAAGCUCUGUAGUAGCAGACUAGAAGGGGAGACUUCAAGUGACAAUUUUAUUUAUAAAACCAAUAUUUGAACUGUGAGGAAGAAAUUUAGAAAUGCAGCCAUCACCAUUAGUCAUAACAGAGAUAAAUGCUUCAUCCGGUGAUUCUGAUAUUAAUGUCCAACAACGCUCGGCAAACUUCCAUCCAUCAUCCCCUCAUUCAAGAGAUAUUCGUUCGCCCCUGGAGUUAGCUGCUGCUUCUGAUCAUGCAGAUAGCCCUGCCAUCUCCUCUAUCUAUCUCGACUUAGAAUCAAGGCCAAAAUCUUCAGGGAUAGACGUAAAUGCAAGGCCUGCUAAUGUUCCUGAUUUUGAUGUUCCAAAUGAGCCAGUUGAGGAGACAACAACUCAAGCUCUACCAACCGGGGUAAAUUUGUUUCUGUUCAUCAGGAUUUAAGAUUCAGGUAACAUGGAAUCGUUAAUGCAAUUUUCUAAUAUAUCAGUUAAAUUUUAUUGCAAUUUUCUAAUAUAUCAGUUGAAGCAUCUGAUUUUGUAUCCUGUUAGAUUUCUGGCAAUCAAAUUAUCAUUGCACUCCCGCGCUAUUUAUAUGAUUAUUGAGGUGUCUGCAUCUCAACAAUCAAAGUAUCGCGCACACCACUUCAAUGAGAAACAGUGAUAAGAAAUUCUGGUAUUUAAGACAUAUCAUGCUAUUUGAGUUUUUUAGUGAAUCAUUCAGGCAGUAGGCUCUGUGCUCAAUAGGAUAUUGCAGAAUGGUGAUAAUAAUUUUCUAUCUAAAUUAAGUUAUCAGCAUUUGGAAUGAUCAAGGUGGCGAAAUUAAAGUUGGUUAAACUAAGUAGACUGCUAUGUUUUUUUUAGGGUCGAUGUUUUUCCAGAAUCAACAGGCCUCUGUCAAUACCAAAUCAUCUCACCUCUUUAACAAAUCAGAGAAUGAGAUUGCUAACCUUUAUUAUCUCAUAAUCUUCCUUUGUUCUAUAAUGAUACUCUGUAUUGGAUAUUAAUUUUAACCUCUAUUUCAGGCUCUGUGUUAAAUUUCUCCACGCAAACAAAUGGUGGUGAAACUUCAUUAGAUACCAUGGUAGGAGGAAAAUGAGAUAAUUAAGGUAUUUUGCAGGAAACUAUUAACAAUUAUUUGCAUAAUGGCAUGAUCUCCCAUUAUCUUGCUUAUCUGACAAGCAAUGAACACUGACGACUUGCUGCUUCCAAAUUUGCUGAGUUCUUUUUGCAAAUAAAGAAAUAAAAAAAAAGUGAAAUUCUAAAUUUCAGAAGGGUGGUGUUGGAAAUUAUUUAUGGCAAGAGAUCAAAGGGUACAAGUGAAUAGGAGUGUAGCUCUUGAGCAUAUUUAUAUUCAGAUUAUAUGUCAAGGCCUACAGGGAAAGGUUGUUCAAAUUUUGGUGAAUGAAUCCGAGUCACUGAUUUAAAUUAGUGGAGUAUUAGGCCAAGUAUUAUGUGUGUGUCAUUAUUCUAUUCUUCCUCCAAUUUACCCUGUCUAUAAAUAUAAAACAAAUAAUAUAACAAAAAUAUUAAAAUUUUAAAGUUAGGAAGGGAGUUCAAGGAGCACAACCAGGCCCUGUUCUUGACUGGAUGCAUCGUUUACGGAUAGCUAUUUAUGCAGCAAGGGAGUUCAAUAAAGAUAUGGGAGCAGAGAAUACAUAGAACUCAAGUUUGCAUUCAAUACCUCAUGAACCAGAGGAUUCACCAUAUAUUCACACGGUGGGAGUUCCUCCAAAGCCGAGAUUGUUGAAUGAAAUAACAGGUGAUUUAGAGCAGUAUUGACAGCUUAGAAGAUGCUUCGCCGAAUAGGUACAAGGUCGGGAGGAAAGAAAUAUAAAUUCAAAAGUUCAGGAUCUACAAAACAAGGCAAGUCGCAAAAGAGGCUUAAGCAAAAUACUGAUGAUGAAGUAGAAGAACAGUUGAGCACAUUAGUCUUUGAUGAUUAUUGGAGUUUAAUCUGGAAAAGAAUACCUUCAGAGAGAAUAGAGGGAUGUGUGUAUUACCAUCCUUUAUCUUUUCGAAGCUAUUUGACUGAAAAAUCAGUUAAAAAACUGAAAAAAUGGGUAUCAAGACAUAAAGUGUUCUCAAGCAGAUAUGUCUUCAUUCCAAUGUGCCAAUCAAAUCACUGGAACAUGCUCAUUAUAUGCAACAUUGGCGAGGAUAUGAAUUCUGAAACAAAUAGUCCAUGCAUGUUCUUAUUGGACUCGCUGCAAAUCAGUGAAGCUACAAGACUUGAACCAAGAUUAAGAGAGUUUGUGUUUCAUUUAUAUGAAUCUGGAAAUCGAAAAGAAUCUGCUGAGGAAAUCUUCAAUAUACCAUACAACAUACCAUCAAUUCCACAACAAGAAGAUGGGACUAAAUGUGGUUAUUACAUGUUGUUUUACAUGUUCAAAUUCCUCACUGCUUGUCCCUAUCAAUUUGACAUUUCUAAGGAUUACCCAGGAUUUAUGACUGAAGAUUGGUUUGAUAAGGAUGAAUUUCAAAAAUUUUAUGAAGACUUGACAUCAGAGAAAGAAAAGGAGUGUAGUUUAUCUGACACAACUACAGAUAAAAAGAAAGAUGGUGAAGGAAGUAGCAUUCAAAAAAUUGAGAAUGUGAAUAAUGAUAUGCUGCAAACAACGCCAUCAUAUGAUCUAUUCAGAUCUAAUGAUGCCCUGCCUCCACUGGUAUCAUACACCCCAGAAAGUUCACAAGAAGAGCAGAAAAUAACUCAAUGCAAUAAGCCAUCCCCUUUGCCAGCAAUUGAAGAAUCAAAGAUCGAGGGUGAUGUUGUCAAAAAGAAAAAGAGCAUCAAAUUUAAAAUCAAAUCAGGGGAACAAAGAAAAUCACCUAGGCUCAUUGAAGCAAAGAAAAAUCCUAAUGACUACAACAAGGAUGAGACAAAAGUUGCUGCAGAAGAAGAUGAAAGAAAUUCUACAGAAGAAGAAGCUGAACCAGUCGUCAUUUCUGUAGUUGAUCAUAAUGAGGAUGAAGAAAAUCUGGAUAGCAAUAAUGAAGACAAGGCUGAUGAAGAUGAUUUUAUUGAAGAUGGUAAAAGCAAAAAAACAACUAAGCCUAAGAAAAAGAAGAGAAAAGCUUCAAGUCCGGUCAAAAUGAAAAGAGCCAAGAAACGAAAAAAUGUCAAAGAAGAAGAAGAAGAAACAGAAGAAGAGGAACCAACUGAGAACAUAAGAAAGCCUGAAACAGACAUGCCAAAUAAGAUAUUGUUACGUGCCUACCCGAAAACCUUCACUGAUGCUAUCCAGGCAUUGACAGAAGAUCAGAAAAAAUGGGUGACUGAAGCGGGAUUUGGCCCUCUCUUAUCAUUUGCAAUGAGAAAAGUUCCGCACUCAAUGUGUGUGAAUAUAAUUUGGUGGUAUGAUUUGACUGAGGAUGAGAUGAUCUUCAGUAAACAAAGGGUGAAGAUCACAGAGCAAGAUGUGGCUGAUACCCUUGGGCUGCCAAAGGGAGAGAAAGAAAUCUGUUUCAAAAAAGGCAAAGUUAAUAGAGACAAAUUCUCUAGAUGGAGGGCACAAUUUCCUGACAAAGAUGGAAAUAGAAUCACAGAGUUGACCGUGUAUGAGGCGAUAACAAGAUCUAGAGUGGUGGAUCUUCAUUUCAAACAAAACUUCAUGAUUCUAAUGAUGAAUCUGUUUGUAUACACAAACAACAGCUCUUUCGUUUGUCAAGAUGUUUUGGGAUUUGAAGACGAGUUUGAAAACGCAAGCCACUACAAUUGGUGCAAGCUUGUGGUUGAAUCUCUUCGAUCUACUCAUGAGGAAUGGUGGGAUGAUCCUCAGAAAAAGUACUACACUGGUUCACUAGUGUUCCUCCUUUUCUUCUACCUUGACCGAAGCGUCCAUACUGAAUACAGAGCAGAAAGGACAAGGCCUGUAUUCAUUGGUUGGAGGGAUUCACUGAUUGAGAAUAGAAACAGAAGUGAAUCCAUUGAUGGAACAUUUAUGAGAGGAGAAAUUGUUGGACCAUUGCACAAUCCAAACACUGGAGAGAGACAGAGUACUAGAAACGUAUCAGCUGAAGAACAUAGGCACCAGGAUGUAAAUCAUGAAAAUGAGGAGGCUGCAAUUUUGAAAUUGGGUAAAAACAAAGGAAAGUUACCAGCUGAAGAAUUUGUGGAUAUAUUUCAAGAAGGUGAGAAUUUUAAAACACCAAAAGAAACCUUAAGGGGAGUAGAAAUGAUUCCACAAGAUUUCAAGGAAGAUGAAACUUAUUCUGGAAUCAUGUCUGUGGCGAGAGAUAUUAAGUACACGUAUGAAGAUAAUGAAAUUAUCACUGAAGAGGAAAUGAUGUCACAAGUUGAUAAAGACAUCAAAGAAUUGGAAUUUGUGUAUGAGAAAUGCAAAAACAACUUGAAGCUGGCAAAUGACCUCUUCCCAAACCACCCUAGCUUGAAGCUGUAUGAAGACAGAUUUGCGAAAAUGUAUCAACCACAAAGUCAGGAAGAAGAAGAACAACAAAGAUUUGAAAGAGAAGGUGACACUGAAUAUAAUCCAGGAAGACUGAGGAGAGAGGUAAAGGUCGGAGACUCCAAAAAAUCACCAUUUCUUGAUCGCACAAUUGACUUCAACAAGCAAAAGAUUACAAAGGCAGAGGAGGAGGUGUGGAAUUGGAUCACAGCAGAUACAUCAGAUGCAACCCAAAUUAUUUUCUUCUGGGAGGAUGUAAUUUGCAUGAGCUACCAGAUUAAAACUUUUCAAUUCAAUGAAAAAAUAUCAACUGCUGUCAUGGAUGUAUAUGCGACAAUCCUGAAUGAAGAUGAAAAAUAUAGAUCCCCAGACUCGCCACACCGGUUCUUUUGCAACACUAGUAUCACGGGGAUGUCAUUGACAAAAAGGAACCACGUUGAAACUCCUGAAGAGGCUAAAGCAAAGUAUAGAAGGUUUUGUUCAAGAUUAAAUAUAUGGCUUCUAAAACAUGAUACAAAAAUUGAUGAUAUCGAUCUGAUAUUUUUCCCAAUCCAUGAUGUAGACCACUAUUAUGUUGUCUGUUUCAACAUUAAAAAUCCAUCAGUAGAGAUCAUUGACAACAAUAGAAUUGCAGAUGGCACCAAUGCAGUCUAUGAUGGAUUACCGGAAUGCUUGCAACAACAUUUUGUGAGCUACUUGGAAACAAGCAGUCCGGCCAAGAGUAAACAGUUGGGCAGCGUUUCAAUUGUUCGACUAGAUAUGAAAUGGCGAACAAUGUAUAACAAGGUGGAUUCUGGAGUGUUUGCCAUUAACCAUAUGGAAACCUACAAAGGCAAUGGAUUGAGGAACUGGGAAUGCAAAUUUGCAUAUGAAAAGGGAGUUCAACAGAAAAAACAGCUGGAGAAGGCACGCCAGAUUUAUGCCUCAAAGAUUAUAUAUUCACCAAUAAAUCUGUACAAAAACAAAAUGGUGAAUGAGAUCAAGUCGUUGUGUCAACCAAGAUGAAUAGUAGUGGUCUUUGAAAGUACUUGUCUUAGAAAAUACUUGUCUUUGAAAAUGAUGUGAAUAGUGAGGUGAAGCAAGUACUUAUUUUUGAAAGUGAUGUGAAUACUCAUUGUUUGCUGUUAUAAUGGUAUGGAACAGUGUUUAGAGGCACAUAUUUAGAGUACAGCUUUAAAACUAUUUGCUGUUUGAAAGUGAUUGUGAAUAGUGAUCAACUGCUAGUAAAAAUGAUGCAGAUUUUUACUCUCUUGUAAUGUCUGUUUUCAUUUGCUACAUAUUGGAUUAUGAU
Daucus carota subsp. sativus is the source of this 8331-nucleotide messenger RNA. RefSeq lists its product as uncharacterized. Gene Ontology annotation, molecular function: cysteine-type peptidase activity. The record is from RefSeq and is a predicted model, not a curated record. The coding region runs from base 4428 to 8045 and encodes 1205 amino acids. Gene Ontology annotation, biological process: proteolysis. NCBI's taxonomy places the organism in Eukaryota, Viridiplantae, Streptophyta, Magnoliopsida, Apiales, Apiaceae. The transcript has 22 exons.